AUGAAUGCGACAACGUUAAAAUCUUGGUUACAACGAGGAGAACUCGAGAGAUUGGAACAUGUCGUUCUAGAAGGACGAGGGGCUCGUCUGUUAGGUGAAUAUUCUCCAGAUCUCAGGACUAGAGUCUUCCUAAAAGGACUCCCGAAUUAUCUGACGAAAAUCUCGUACGUGCAUGACGCGGUUUCGCGUGGUUCUUUGAUCGAAACGCAGAAGCUGAUAUCAGAGGAGCCUAAGAAGAAACUGGCUAUCUCGAAAGAUCCAACUGGCACGCCAUUGCUUCACAAAGCCGUGUAUCACGAUCAUCGAGAUAUCGUCGAGUGGCUCGUGGAAAAUUAUCCUAUCACUGUCCAGCAGAAAGACAAAGAAGGAAGGACAGCGUUGCAUUAUUGCGCUGCUUGCAAGGAUCCCGAGGGAAUUUGGGAUGUCCUCAUAGAAAACGACUGCGACGCGAGUAUUUGCGACAAAAAGGGCAAUCCUGCGGCUUACUAUUUGGAACAUAGCUCGGAGAUUGAACUACCGGAAGCGGAGAACAUGUCUCGCCGGAAGAUCAGCUCUGGCAAGGAAUGCUUGGAUUUCAAACCUUCCAAUAUCAGAAUAUGGAUUCACAAUCGAGAUCUAGGGAAGUUGCAGCAGGUUCUAUGGGAAGGCCAUGGAAACAAGUUGCGUAUGGAGACCAGCAACAAUCCACGCGUGAAGAAAUUUUUGGAAGCUGUGCCAUUUAUAAUGGGUACCACGAAAGAUAUUCACGCAGCCACGGUGAAUAACGAUUUAGAAGGACUUAGAAACAAAGUGGAGUGUACAUCGCCCAUCGUCCUCAGCGGCAAGGAUGCCAAUGGCCUGAACGUUCUACACAAGGCUGCUGGACUGGGACACACGGAAAUUGCACGGGUAAUUCUCGCAAAGAAUCCUUCCGUUGUGGAGGCGCAGGACAACGAUGGGAAGACGCCAUUGCAUUAUGCAGCUGGAGCGAAGGAUGAUGGAACUCUGUAUAAUUUGUUAACGGAAUACGGGGCUGACGAAAGUAAAUUAGAUCACAGACUAAAGGCACCAGCCUUCUACAAGAACCGGCCAUCAGACUUGGACCAGUCGCUGUUGAACGUGAUACCGGAAGCGCCCCGAGUCGCCGGGACGUCGUACCCCAAGAACUGGGACUGGAGGAUCCUGGAAGCAGAGGAAUCUAUAUCUCGAGGAAUGAAGAAGGUCAGCAGUGCGGAUAUCGAUAGCGCGUUCGGCAGCGCAGAAUCGGCGACGAAAAAUUUCAGUAGAUCUAUGGAACAGAUUAAAAAUGUCGAGGAAGAUCAGCCGGUGGAUCAGCAGGAGAGCGCGGACGACGCUGAGAACGCUGAAAAUGCCGAAAACACGGAGGCCGAUACAAAUCCGGAGAACACGGAAGACGCUGGCGAUGCGGAGGACGCGGAGAAUGCGGAAAACACGGAGGCCGUGGAGAACACGGAGGAUGGAGAGAACACGGAGAAUGGAGAGAAAGCAGAGGAAGAUGCAAAGGAGUCGAACGACGCAGAAGACGCACCUGAGAACAACGAGGAGACAGAGGAGGCUAAAGUGGAGGACGCCGAAGAGAGAUCCUCGGACGACGACGUGGUGACAGGGCCGGCUAUUCCGGGUGCAGAGGAAAAUCCCGAUCCGGAGAACGAAGAAGAGAAAGCCGAAGAAGCAGAGGGUAAGAGCGAAGAGGAUAAAGAAGAACAGGUAGACGCGGAUGAAGCGAAGGAGGAAGAGGCCGCUGAACAGGACGAGGAAAACAAAGCGGAGCAGGAAGAGAGAAACGAGCCGAGUACCGGUGACUCUGGCGUCGAUGAUCCGGGAAACGAGGAAGAUCAGCAGGUGAUCGUCGGCGAGCACGAGGAGCUUCCGGAGGCAGAGCUGAACGAGGGCAGCAUGACGGCGGACCCGGAAAUCGAGAAGCUGCUGGAGGCCGGGAACAUGGAGCAAUUGGCAGCGUUGGUACUGAACGGCGAAGGAAGAAGACUGGUCGGUCGACAUUCGGGCAAUUCCGAGCUUCAGACGUUCAUCGAUCGCGUCCCAUCGUACAUGGGGAAAAUUCACGCUGUGCAUAUGGCAGCCAGAGAAGGAAAUUUGAGAGACCUGCAAAGCGCCUUGGAUCGUCGCAAGUUUGCCAUUGCAAGAGAUGGAUCAUCGCCGCAUGGUGCAACUCCUCUGCACGUUGCAGUUGCGUUUGGAAACACCACCAUAAUCAGGUAUCUGGCAGGCAGGUUUCCAGAAACCGCUCAUGCAAUCGAUCACGAUGGACGAACACCUUUGCACUACGCGGCAACCCUCGCUGACAACGGCCAUUACUAUAACCUUUUGCUUCACCUGGGUGCCAAUCCUUUAGUCCAAGACAAAUUCAGGGAAAAGGCGGAGUAUUACAAGCAGAACCAGUCCGAAUUCUCUCACAAAUCACUCCUUCGCGAUUUCGGGGCUAACGAGAAGCUCGCCGACGAGAUGUUAACGGACAAAGACGACAAUCAAAUCGAGAUACCGAUAUUUCGAGAAGAAGAGGGUCGCUACUUAGCAUCGUCACUAGGUGAUCCAUUGAUCAAAGGCUUGACAGAGGUUGCCAAUACUCGUCCAAAGGAUCCGGUUACUUAUCUGGCUACUUAUCUGUACAACUUUGCCAAUAAAAGUAAAAACACUCCGCAAGAACUGGAACCUAACGUGCUGAUCAUACCCGAUCGUCCCGAAGAAAACAUAGAUAAUAUCGAAAAUGAAAUUGGAGACGAGGAUGCCGGUUAUCCGCAAAGUCCAGGUUCCGAUGUUCCAGAAUCAGCUUUUAGCAACCCUAAUAGAGAUGAACACGGGCAAAGCGUUAUUCACUUUGCUGCCAUACGAUCUUAUCCGAAGGAUGGUUUGUUCCAUCUACUUCAGGAAAGCCAAAUUAACGUUGGAUUCAGGGACGAAUUGUACAGGACAGCCAGGGACGUGGCUGGAUUGGCAAAUAUCCGAGAAAACAUCGACGAGAUCGAUCAUUAUGUGGCUUAUUUGGCAGCAAGAGGUGAAACUGAAAAAUUAGUGGAACUAUUACUAGAGGGGUACGAUCAUAUCUUGGACGUUGAAGACGAAGGUGUGAACAUCGUGAACAUCGCUGCGGAACGAGGACGAGAAGCGACUGUGCAAUUUUUACAAUCCAUUCCAAACUAUGUGACACAACGCGAAGAAGUGCACCACGAAAUCAGAAUAGGCAACGUAUCAAGAGUGAAGGAAUUAUUGAAUAAAAACACCGGAGGAGGGAAACUAUUAGCAAUGGGAAAGAAUUCAAUGAGUAGAUGCGCUCUUCACAUCGCUGUGCUUCGUGAAAACGAUGAGCUGACACAAUAUGUCGCGAGAACCUAUCCAGAGACUCUGCGUAUCGGUGAUAAUCUGGAGAGAACAGCUUUACAUUACGCAAUGGGUUUACCUUCGGUGGAAGAAUUAAGCAAUAUCCUCAUUAAAGCGGGUGCAAAACGCGUAAUGAGAGAUUUAAAGUCACGGCAACCCUCCUAUUAUUUCAUGAACAAGUCGGAUAUAGAGCGACUCCGAGAAGAAGAGGAAAGUUUUGUCAAGUAG
Molecule: messenger RNA, 3564 nt
Organism: Eufriesea mexicana
Lineage: Eukaryota; Metazoa; Arthropoda; Insecta; Hymenoptera; Apidae
Exons: 20
Coding region: 1-3564 (1187 amino acids)
Molecular function (GO): protein binding
Source: RefSeq, a predicted model, not a curated record